AUGUCCGGCUCCGCUGCCCAAAGACCCAGCCAUUCCUCUACUUCGGACGAGAAGUGGCCUUCGCCGAAAGGGUACUUCGGACAAGAAGGCGGAGCGUACCAGGCGCCGGAGAAGACGGCCAAGAAGAAGGGCAAGGAGACCAGAAGUGGCCUUCGCCGAAAGGCUUCAGCCAAGGACGCGGAAGUUUCCGAACUCCAGCGAAAACAGAAGCUGGCUGAUGAUGAGAUCGACUGUAUUAACAAGCGGUUCGAUGAGGCCCAAGGCACUGCGACCCAGGUCGAGACCCUCAAGAGUACCCUUGCCGAAGCCAAAGAGGAGGCGAGGGCGAGCAAAGCGGCCGCUGACAAAGUGGCUGCAGAUCUAGAGGCCGAGCAGGUUACCCGUCGUAAGUGUGAGGCGCGGGUGACUGAAGUGGAGCAGGUGCUCCAAGAUGCCGCCAACAAGUGCGGGGCCCUGCAGGAGCAAAAUAAGGCCCAGGCAGCUGAAAUCGCCAAGGCCCUCCAAGAGGACAAGGAGGCGCGGUCCGAGUCCCGGGCGGCUCGCGAGGAGAUCAAGCAAGCCGAAAAAUAG
Molecule: messenger RNA, 570 nt
Organism: Aegilops tauschii subsp. strangulata
Lineage: Eukaryota; Viridiplantae; Streptophyta; Magnoliopsida; Poales; Poaceae
Source: RefSeq, a predicted model, not a curated record